Molecule: messenger RNA, 4304 nt
Organism: Theobroma umbraticum
Lineage: Eukaryota; Viridiplantae; Streptophyta; Magnoliopsida; Malvales; Malvaceae
Gene: RDR6
Product: RNA-dependent RNA polymerase 6
Biological process (GO): siRNA processing
Cellular component (GO): nuclear RNA-directed RNA polymerase complex
Molecular function (GO): RNA-directed RNA polymerase activity; nucleic acid binding
Source: RefSeq, a predicted model, not a curated record
GGCAUUUUCCAGGAGAAGGAAUGCCUGCAAGUGGGAAUUUUUUCAAACCUCCAUUGAUCAGAACCUGGAAUCAGAGAUGAAAGAGAAUAUGAAAAGAACUAUCAAAGCAAAGGCAGAAAAAGCAAUAGCGGGAAAAAAAAGUAACUUACACAGCAAGAAGUUCUCUCUCUCUCGAACUACUUCUUCGAGAAGUACUAGAAAAGAUCACGAUAAAAGCACACUUAUUUGAGUUUGGGUCUUUCCCUCUUACUCUCAGUUCUCUUCCUAAACUCACACAAAGUUUGUUUUCUCUUUUUCUUGCUCUACAAACGCGUUCAAGGUUGCUUCUUUUGUUGCCUCAACGCAGAACUCUCAAGGAAUUUGCUGGGUAUUAAUCUGAAGUGGUUAAUUUUCUGAAGAAUAUGGAAUCAAAAGGAAGUGAAAAGGACACUGUGGUGACGCAAGUUAGUGUUGGUGGAUUUGGAAGACAUGUUACAGCCAAAGAUCUCAUGGAGUACUUGGACAAUGAAGUUGGAGUUGUUUGGAGGUGUAGAUUGAAGACUUCAUGGACGCCACCGGAGUCCUAUCCCAACUUUGAGAUUCUUGACAGUACAGUUAUCCAAAGAACAGAUGACUAUAAGAAGGUGGAACCCCAUGCAUUUGUUCAUUUUGCCUCCCCUCUAACAGUAACUUGGGCUGUAGAUGCUGCAGGUCGUACUGAGCUUGUUUUCAACAAUCAGCUUUUGAAGGUUAGUUUGGGGCCUGAAAAUCCAUAUUACUUGAAUCGUAGGAGGAGGAAUACAACGCCCUUUAAGUUAUCUGAUGUCUGCCUGGAUAUUGGAGGCAUGGUUAGCCAAGAUGAGUUCUUUGUUGGCUGGAGAGGACCUCCUUUUGGGGUUGAUUUUCUUGUGGAUCCUUUUGAUGGCACCUGCAAAUUUUGUUUCUCUAGAGAUACAGCCUUCUCUUUCAAAGGCACAACUGAGUAUGCGGUGAUAAAAUGUGACUUUAAGGUGGAGUUCUUGGUGAGAGACAUUAAUGAGAUUAAGCAAUACACAGAGCCAUCAGGUUUAGUAGUGUUCUUGCAGCUGGCUUCUUCACCUUGGGUCUGGUAUAGAACUGCUGAUGAUGAGAUUGAAGAAUCGGUUCCAUUUGAUCUGUUGGAUGAUGAUGAUCAGUGGAUCAGGACCACAGAUUUUACCCCUAGUGGGGCCAUUGGUCGGUGUAAUACAUACAGAGUUGUAAUCCGUCCUCGUCAUGGUGCAAAGUUGAAGAAGGCCUUGGAUUAUCUCAGAGAACAAAGGGUACCCCCAGACUAUGUCAGAUGGCCGCUUAGGAUCAGAGAUGAACCUGAUUUUGGGAUGUCCAUGUCAGAUCCCUUUUAUUGUAUCAAUUACAAGGAGGGGAUUCCCUUUGAAAUAAUGUUUUUGGUGAAUGCUGUAAUGCACAAAGGCAUAUUCUAUCAACAUCAGCUAUCAGAGGACUUCUUUAACCUCCUGAGAGACCAACCAAGGGAGGUCAAUGUGGCUGCGCUAAAGCACAUCUAUUCCUACAGGCGUCCAGUUUUUGAUGCCUAUAAGAGGCUGAAAACUGUCCAUGAUUGGCUGCUGAGGAAUCCUAAACUUUUUAAGAGCCCUAAGCAGUUGGAUGAUAUUGUUGAAAUCAGAAGAUUGGUUAUUACUCCAACCAAAGCUUAUUGUCUUCUUCCAGAGGUUGAGCUUUCUAAUAGAGUUCUCAGGAAAUAUAAAGAAGUCGCUGAUCGGUUUUUAAGGGUUACAUUUAUGGAUGAAGGCAUGCAGACAAUCAAUGCAAAUGUGCUCACUUACUAUGCUGCUUCAAUUGUGAGGGAUGUGACAUCAACCUCCUUUUCUCAGAAAACGGGAGUGUUCAAAAGGGUAAGGUCUAUUCUAACAGAUGGGUUUUAUUUGUGUGGUCGCAAAUACUCUUUCCUUGCUUUCUCAGCCAAUCAAUUGAGAGACAGGUCCGCAUGGUUUUUUGCUGAAGAUGGAAAGACAAGUGUGCUUCAAAUUCUAAGGUGGAUGGGGAAGUUUACAAACCGAAAUAUUGCUAAAUGUGCUGCCAGGAUGGGUCAGUGCUUCUCAUCAACAUAUGCAACAGUUGAAGUUCCUUCAACAGAGGUUGACCCUUGCCUUCCAGAUAUAGAGAGGAAUGGAUAUUUGUUCUCAGACGGGAUUGGCAAGAUCACUCCUGAUCUUGCAAUGGAAGUUGCUCAGAAAUUGAAGCUAGACCUGAAUCCUCCUUGUGCUUAUCAAAUUAGAUAUGCUGGUUGUAAAGGGGUCGUGGCUUGUUGGCCAGAAGAAGGUGAUGGGGUCCGUCUUUCUUUACGGCCCAGUAUGAAUAAGUUCUGUUCUAACCAUACAACAUUGGAAAUCUGUUCUUGGACAAGAUUUCAGCCUGGCUUCCUGAAUAGACAAAUUAUUACAUUGCUUUCUACAUUGCACGUGCCAGAUGAUGUAUUUUGGGAAAUGCAAAAUACCAUGGUUUCUAAGUUAAACAAAAUCCUUGUGGACGCUGAUGCAGCAUUUGAAGUUCUCACUUCUUCAUGUGCUGAGCAAGGGAAUACUGCAGCAAUAAUGCUGAGUGCAGGUUUCAAGCCUCAAAUAGAGCCUCAUUUACGAGGAAUCUUGACUUGUGUAAGAGCAUCUCAGCUUUCAGGUCUUAGGGAAAAAGCUAGGAUUUUUGUUCCCUCAGGAAGGUGGUUGAUGGGUGUCUUCGAUGAACUAGGAGUACUUGAACAAGGUCAGUGCUUUAUCCAAGUAGCCAAUCCUUCUGUAGAAAACUGCUUCUUGAAACAUGGCUCUAGGUUUGCUGAAACAAAGAAAAAUUUUGAAGUAAUUCAAGGGUUGGUGGUUAUAGCUAAGAAUCCUUGUCUUCACCCUGGAGAUAUACGGAUUCUAGAAGCAGUAGAUGCCCCUGGUUUACACCAUUUGUACGACUGUCUGGUCUUCCCUCAAAAGGGUGAGAGACCCCAUACAAAUGAAGCUUCUGGGAGUGAUCUUGAUGGGGACCUUUAUUUUGUCACAUGGGAAGAUCUUCUUAUCCCCCCUGGGAAGAAGAGCUGGCCACCCAUGCAGUAUGACCCUGGUGAGCCUAAACAGCUGCAACGCGAAGUCAAUCAUAAGGACAUAAUAGAUUUUUUUGCAAAAAACAUGGUGAAUGAGCACCUGGGGACUAUUUGCAAUGCGCAUGUGGUUCAUGCUGAUCUUAGUGAAUAUGGUGCUCUAGAUGAGAAAUGUAUACAUCUUGCAGAGUUAGCGGCUACAGCUGUUGAUUUUCCUAAAACUGGGAGGAUUGUGUCAAUGCCUGCUAAUUUAAAACCAAAACUUUACCCUGAUUUUAUGGGUAAAGAGGAGUACCAGUCAUACAAAUCAAGAAAAAUUUUGGGAAGACUAUAUCGUCAUAUCAAAGAUGCAUAUGAUGAAGAUCUCUCUGAAUCUUCCAAGAUCAAUCUUGAAGCUCCUGACAUCAAUUAUGAUACAGAUCUUGAGAUUACAGGGUCUGCUGACUACAUUGAUGAUGCAUGGGUUAAAAAGUGCUCCUAUGAUGGGCAGUUGAUUGGACUUCUUGGACAAUACAAAGUUAAGAGGGAAGAAGAGGUAGUAACUGGGCACAUCUGGUCAAUGCCCAAAUACACCAGUAGGAAGUUAGGGGAUUUGAAGGAGAAGCUCGGUCAUUCUUAUGGUGCCCUGAGGAAAGAAUUCAGGCAAAUUUUUGAGAGUAUGGACUCGGAAAUUGAGCAACUUAAUGAGGAUGAGAGGAAUGAAUUGUAUGAAAGAAAGGCAUCAGCGUGGUACCAGGUCACUUACCAUCCUAAAUGGGUAGAGAAGAAGUUAGAGUUGCAGAAGUCUGAUGAUGCUGACCCUGUAGUGAUGUUGAGUUUUGCUUGGAUUGCAGCUGAUUACCUUGCUCGAAUCAAAAUUAGGAGCCAGGGAACAGGAAAUGUUGACUUUUCUAAGCCUGUCAACUCUCUCGUAAAGUACCUAGCUGAUAAAAUAUGACCCAGCAUUUGACUGUUUUGGCAGUAAAUUCUUUUGCUGGAUCAGACUACUAGGUGGCAAGGCCACUCUGCCAUUGUUGAAAGAUAAGUUGCAAUGUCAAUUUCUUAUGUAUAUUUUUUGCUGUCUGGAUUGUUACCUGUCAUUGCUAUGACCUAUUUUGAUAUUUUCAAGAAGAUUUCCAUGCGUUGUUUGGAAGUUUGAUUAUGUAAUAAUGUUGUUGAAUUUUCUUGCUUUGCUUGAAUAUUAGAUUGUGAAAUUGAUUCAUCAAGUGGAAUAGCAUGUUAUUUUGGAUGGUCUGAAUUAUGUUAA